Saprolegnia diclina VS20 is the source of this 1284-nucleotide messenger RNA. RefSeq lists its product as hypothetical. Lineage: Eukaryota; Oomycota; Saprolegniomycetes; Saprolegniales; Saprolegniaceae. The coding region runs from base 1 to 1284 and encodes 427 amino acids. The record is from RefSeq and is a predicted model, not a curated record. The transcript is spliced from 6 exons. Gene Ontology annotation, molecular function: protein binding.
AUGUCCACGGCGCCGCAAGCCGAGAUUGGCGACGUCGUCAUCGAGUACAAGGGCAAGAAGGGCCGCGCUGCCCAUGAGCGCAAGCAGCUCAAGAAGGACGAGGCCAUGACGGAGCAGCUCUCGACGCUCCAGCGCGGGAUCUUGAGCGAGGCCAAGUUCUCGGCCGGGAGCGUCCAGCCCACGCGCUUCCGCUGCACGAACGCGUCGCUGGACCGCUUCUCAUUCGUCUACGCGACGGGCAAGGACGUCUUGGAAGGCCAUGUCAACUUGGCGCUGAGCGCAGACGAGCAGGCAGAGGUGACGCAGGGCACGCAAGGGGCCAACAUCUCGAACAUUGUCAAGAUGAAGCCCAUGGCGUCCGAGGCGCUCAUGACAACGCCCGUGCACAAGUACGAGAUUCAGUCGAUUACUGCCCGCGUCGACUCGCACCCGAACCCGUUGAUUGCGUCAAUCGAUGCCCGAGGCGCUGCGUUCUUGUACACCAAGAGCACGGGCUCGACGGACGACGUCGGCAGUCCUCAGCGCAAGAAGCAAAAGCAGCACAAGUACAACGGCCAUGCGCUCACUGCGUCGACGACCGCCGAGGUGGGCUGGGCCGGCGUUGCUUUGGACCCCACUGCGUCAUCCAGCGUGGUGGCGACGGCGCAUUUCUUCGCCAAGGAGCUUCGCUUCUUUGAUGCGACGACGCUGCAGCCGACGUGGGUGCAGCCGACCGUGAUGCACCCGACGGCGCUGACCUUUUCGCCGACGCUUGCAUCGACCGCCGUCGUCGCCGAAUACAACCAAUUUUCGAUUUGGGACGCCAAGAGCAACAAGCGAGUCGCCCGGGACGGUGCACCGUCGCAGGGCUGCUUGUUUGCGAUCGCGUGCUCGCCCGACGGCCACUCGAUCGCGAUGGGGGGCGAGGACAAGGUGGCGUACAUCUACGACACGCGCAUGUGGAAGCUCCGGAACCGGUGGCGGUGCCCGCUCAAGUACGACAUCGCCUACUUGGCCUUUUCGCCGUCGCAAAGCUCGCUCUGCUACGUCGCAGGUCUCGACAACGAGCUCAUGUGCGGCGAGCACGACGCGUCGAAAGAGAAGAAGCAAAAGCACAAGGAACCCGCGCCUGCCUACUCGCCGUCCAUUUUGCAGCAAAACCACCGGCUCGGCUUCCGCGGCGACUCGCGCUGGAUCGGCCUUGACAUCGUGUCGGCGUCCGCGAACGAGGACUUGGGCGUCGGUAUCUGUGAGAGCGGCAGUGCGUACGUGAUUCGCCCGGCCCAGUACAUGCUCGGCCACUAG